ACUCCGCCUUCCCCAGUUCUCCAGUUUGUUUUGCUUUUGCCGGUUCAGAGCCUGGAUCAUGUCUUGUUAGUGUUUGAAUACUCCCGUCUGCUCGCCUUUUGUUGGAAGAGAGUCGGUCUGAGGUUAAAACCAAGCGGGUGGAGUUAAAGCUGUUGUCUGGUCUACCUGCGCAGUGUGUUAGGUGCAGCAGAAGGGAUGCUGACUGACAUUCUACAGCGGUUCAGAACCUUGACGCUGAGUGUCAAGCCCCUAAGCCGCCUUCCUCACAUCUCAGACCUCGUCCUUGGCUCUCGUCUGUCACUUGGCGCUACUGUCACCGCCUCCGAGGUCCCCACCCUUUUCCAAGAGCCCUACAUCUUGUCUGGCUACCGUCCCGUUCAGCAAGACUGGCGCUGCUACCUCUUCAGCCUCUUUCAGCAACAUAACGAAUCUCUGAAUGUAUGGACUCACUUGCUCACAGUCCCUGUUCUCUUGAUUUCCUGGUGGGCCAAUGUAGGUGCCCUGGGGUACACCAUGGAUGCAGCUUCUCUACCUCUUAGCCUCUUUAUGGUGUCUGCACUUACAUACCUCUGCCUCAGUGUGGCAGCACACCUCCUGCAAUCUCACUCAGAGCGCGCACACUACUUCUUCUUCUUUAUGGACUAUGUAGGUGUAGCUGUGUACCAGUACGGUUGUUCACUUGGUCAUUAUUUCUACACAUCAGAGCCGACAUGGAGGGAAAUAGUUGGAUGGCUCUUUCUUCCUGGAGCUGCCCUACUUGCGUGGCUCUCCUGUGCCGGCUGCUGCUUUGCUAAGUACAAGUACAGGCGGCCGUAUCCGGUGCAGCGUAAAAUCUGCCAGCUGAUCCCCACCAGCAUGGCCUACGUGUUGGAUAUCAGCCCCGUGGCCCACCGCCUGCUCACCGUCUCAUGGACUCAUGAGUCUUCCCUGACCUUUCACGCCCUACAGAUUGCCUCUUUCCUGUUGGCCGCCUUCUUCUUUUCCUGUCCAGUCCCCGAGCGCUUCUUUCCAGGCCGCUGUGACUUUGUGGGCCAGGGUCACCAGGCCUUCCACGUGUUUCUGUCCAUGUGCACCUUGUUACAGCUGGAAGCUCUUUUCCGGGACUACGCCAGACGGCGGGAGACGGUGGUGGAGGUUUUUGGGGAGCGGCAGCUGUGGUGGGGGUGUGCAACCUUCCCUGUUCUGCUUAUGUGUUGCUUCCUGACAGCACUUCUCACCAUGAGGUACACAGACAAGAAGCUGCAAGAGCAAAAUGAUAAAAACCUGUAGGAAGUUUACUGAGAAAAAAACACUCUUUUAUGAUUUAAUUGUUUAUUAUUAUGCAAAUGUUGUGAUUACUUUAAACAUUUAAAUAAUAAAACUAAG
Oryzias latipes (Japanese medaka) is the source of this 1365-nucleotide messenger RNA. It is a transcript of the gene paqr8, whose product is annotated as progestin and adipoQ receptor family member VIII. NCBI's taxonomy places the organism in Eukaryota, Metazoa, Chordata, Actinopteri, Beloniformes, Adrianichthyidae. Gene Ontology annotation, molecular function: nuclear steroid receptor activity; steroid binding. Gene Ontology annotation, cellular component: plasma membrane. Gene Ontology annotation, biological process: response to steroid hormone. The record is from RefSeq and is marked provisional.